AUGUCAACAACCAUUGAUGUACCAGAAUCAAGCAACAUGAAGGGAAAAACUAUUUUACUUGGAGCACAAGCAAGGCCAGGAGGAUGGAAAAAGGGAAUAGCCAUAAUGGAUUUCAUUCUAAGGUUAGGCGCCGUAGCCGCGGCUCUUGGCGCUGCCGCCUCGAUGGGAAUGAGUGAUCAGACUCUACCUUUCUUCACUCAGUUCUUCCAGUUUGAAGCUAGCUAUGAUAGCUUUACCACCUUUCAGUUUUUUGUUAUAUCAAUGGCUAUUGUAGCUGGUUACUUAGUCCUAUCCCUACCAUUUUCCAUUGUUGCGAUCAUUCGACCCCAUGCAGCUGGACCAAGGCUUUUCUUGAUUAUCUUAGACACAGUGUUUCUUACUCUGGCCACUUCCAGUGGUGCUUCAGCUGCUUCCAUAGUUUACUUGGCACACAAUGGAAACCAGGACACAAACUGGCUUGCCAUUUGCAAUCAGUUUGGAGAUUUUUGUGCACAAACAAGUGGAGCUGUUGUAUCAAGUUUUGUUGCUGUGGUUGUUUUGGUUGUGUUGAUUGUGAUGUCUGCUUUGGCUCUAGGGAAGCAUUGA
This is a messenger RNA of Lathyrus sativus (Indian pea), 585 nucleotides long. The record is from the annotation of a GenBank genome assembly. Lineage: Eukaryota; Viridiplantae; Streptophyta; Magnoliopsida; Fabales; Fabaceae.